CCCCGUGACGUCACCGCCGCGCGCCGCCGCGAAGGACACGGCGCCCGAGCGGGGCCGAACGGGACCGGAGCGAGCCGAGUGGGGCGAACGGCCCGGGCGGGCUCAGGCGCCAUGAGCGGUCCCACGGAGGAUGAGAGGCUGCGGGUGCAGCAGCUCCGCGCCCUGCGGCGCCGCUGGCUGCGGGACCAGGAGCUGAGCCCGCGGGAGCCCGUCCUGCCGCCGCAGCGGCUCGGGCCCGUGGCCGCCUUCUGGGAACGCUUCCUGCAGCCCGGGGAUCCCUGGCGGCAGCAGGUGCACAAGUUCUACCAGGGCGGCAGCUUCGUCCUGCUGCGGGUGCUGCUCCCCGCCUGGGCCAUCACCUACUUCCUGAAGUACCACGUCCGGAAAUCGCCGCACGGGGUGGUUGUGGCCAACCCACGGAUAUUCCCAGGGGACAGGAUUUUAGAGACUGGAGAGAUCAUGCCACCUCUGAAAGAUGAGCACCACAGGCACCACUGAUGGCCGGGAGCUGAUUUCCUCUGUGGGUGAACAUGGCCACAUGCAUCUGCUGUGUCUGUUCCAUAAAAGAGUCUUCAUUGUG
This is a messenger RNA of Serinus canaria (Common canary), 580 nucleotides long. RefSeq names its product NADH:ubiquinone oxidoreductase subunit B6 (gene NDUFB6). The record is from RefSeq and is a predicted model, not a curated record. Lineage: Eukaryota; Metazoa; Chordata; Aves; Passeriformes; Fringillidae. The transcript is spliced from 4 exons. Gene Ontology annotation, biological process: mitochondrial ATP synthesis coupled electron transport; mitochondrial electron transport, NADH to ubiquinone. Bases 112 to 498 code for a protein of 128 amino acids.